This is a messenger RNA of Nannizzia gypsea CBS 118893, 1551 nucleotides long. RefSeq lists its product as hypothetical. The coding region runs from base 1 to 1551 and encodes 516 amino acids. The record is from RefSeq and is a predicted model, not a curated record. NCBI's taxonomy places the organism in Eukaryota, Fungi, Ascomycota, Eurotiomycetes, Onygenales, Arthrodermataceae. The transcript has 2 exons.
AUGCCGCGCUUCAACCCCCUAAGCAUCUCCUGUCUGGCUACUCUGCUGACCACCUACCUUGGUACAGCAUCUGUAUCUGCACAGUCACCACCCCAGGAAACCCUCUGGCCGGUGCAGACGUUCCAGAGUACGGAUAUCCAGACGCCGUUUUUCAAUGUGACGAAGAAAGGCCAGACGGAACCGGGCUAUAUCUUCAUAAGCCCGAGAGAUAAGGCCCGAAACAUUGGACAUCCAGCUAUCCUCGAGGACAAUGGCCAGGUUGUCUGGAAGGGACCGGAAGACGCGAGCACAUAUGGCUUCAAGCCUCAGCUUCUUGACGGGAAGCCAGUGCUGGUUAGCUGGUUCGGGUUCGUGAACGAGACUGGAUUCGGACUGGGAUCUAUGAGCAUCUUCGACAGCUCGUAUGAGAAGAUCCACGAGGUGAUUCUGCCCGGUGGUGAUAACGAAUACUACAAGACGAUUUAUGAGCCCAUGACGUUCCCAUCAUACAUGGACAACCACGAAGGCCAGAUCACGGACCAAGGAACCAUCGUUGUGACUGUUGUCAAUGUCACUGAGGCAGAUCUCCGUGCUGUUGGCGGGCCUGAGAAGGGCUGGGUUGUCGACGGAGGCUUUUUGGAAAUGGACAUCAAGACCAACGAAGUCCUCUUCCGCUGGAAUGCCGCUGAGCACAUUGAUGAGAUCCCUGUCACUUUCUCCCUUAAGCCAAUUGAGGGAACUGGAACUUCGCCCAAAAACCCAUGGAACUACGUCCAUGUCAACUCCGUCUUCAAAUCCGGAGACUCUUAUAUCGUCUCUUCUCGGUACUCCUGCAACAUCUUCCUCAUCUCCAAGGAAGGCGAGAUUGUCUGGCGCCUCAACGGCAUUGAUGGAGGUGACUUCGAGCUAGGCCCCGGCGCCAACUUCUGUUACCAGCAUGAAGUCAGGGUCGAAUCCCACACCGUGGACAAGAUCACGCUGACUACACACAACAACGACAACGCCGACUUCACGCCUGCCAAUGAAACCAAACCGACAACCGGUCUGGUCCUCGAUCUCGAUCUCAACGCCAAGAAAGUCACUUUGAACCGCAUGGUAUGGAACUCCGAGCGGCCUGUCGUCUCUCGGGGCCAGGGGAGCUACCAGGUGCUUGGCAACGACCACGUCCUGAUGGGCCAGGGCGCCAUCCCCAUCGUAGAGGAGUACGAUGCCAACGGCGCCGUCGUAAUGGACGCCCGUUUCGGCAACGACGGCGUCACCAACUGCUACCGCGCCUACCGCAGCGCCUGGGUUGGCACACCCAAGACGAAACCGAGCGUAAAGGCCUGCGGUGCCGAUCCGAACGGCGCGGUGGUGUUUUAUGUGAGCUGGAACGGCGCGACGGACGUAGAGUCGUGGAAGAUUUUCUCUGUCUCGGACUCUGGCGAGCACAGUGAGAUAGCUAAUGUGCCGAAAAAUGGCUUUGAGACGAGGAUGGAGCUGCAGAAGGCUGGCAGCAAGUUCAUCGUCCAGUCGGUUGGAGGACCUAACGACGGGGUGCAGUCUGAUGUUGUCAUGGGCGAAAACUGCUAG